AUGAUAAUUGAAAGAUUCAAAUUGACCUGUGAUAGACUUGUAUCGUACCAGCAGCUGGCUUGUUGUUCGACUUACACUGGAAUCCCAGUGCGUGGCCAAGACAUUCUCAUUUACGCUAAUGUGGACGUCUGGCAGGAGGCCUUGCUGCUGACGGGCCAUCAUGGUGACAUCACCUCCAUGACUUUUGGAAAUAACUCACCUAUCCUUCUCUGCUCUGCAUCUGAUGAUUAUGUUAUCAUAUGGAAUGUGGAAGUUUGCCAGAAAACAGUGAGCCAAGGAAACAUUGCAGCUGGAACAAUCAUUGGAACCUUGCUCGGUCAAGUGGUCCAUCUUUCCUUCUGUUUAUCUGAUGACAAAGUGGCUGCAUGUGCUGGAGCAACUACAUAUAUUCUCAGCACAAAGAAAAAGCAAACUAUCUCAACACUGACUGGCCAUUUGGGGCCUGUGACAUCAGCAGAGUUUUGUCCGUGGAAUGAAGACAUUCUUGUCACAACAUCAGAGGACCGCACAUUCAAGGUAUGGGAUCUAAACACUGAAACACUUUUCUACCAAUCUUUUGUACUGUCAGCUUCUCCUCUGCUCAGUGCCCUCUUCAUAGAGGAAAAUGAGCAGAUAAUCAUGGGAUCCUCUGAUGGACAGGUUUGGUGCUUUUCUCUCCACAUUGGCUUUUCUUGUCAGCUUGUGACUAAAAUAGACCUUCAUAAGAGUGAACAAAGACUUCAAGGAGGAGCAGCAGAAAAGUCACCUGAAGUGGAUAUUUCAAAACCUGUUCUAAAAAUGGCUUCCUUUGCCUCAUUUAAUGGUGACACUGAUGGAGAAAAAAGGGACAUGUGUUGGUUAUAUGUUGGAUGCACUGAUGGCCUUUAUGUGGUCAAUCUGGAUACAUCAGAGCUGGUUGCAGUUCUACAUUUCACAGACAACCCAGAUUUGAGUAUCGCAAUGGCUGGCUCUUGGGUCUUCUGUGGAAAGGGUAUGAAGUCUAUGCUGUUUUUAGUGAGUUCUUUGUUUACGCCAUGUGUGGGCCUUCUGGAGUUCUGUUUGGAUGAUGCAGAGAGAAUCCAGGCUGGAAGUCAAGGCUUUUCAAUAUUUCCAAGUUCCUCCCCACUGCUAGAGUCUCCUCUGAAUGCUGAGCUGAAAAAGGAAGUCAAUCAUUUAAAGAAAAAAGGUGGGAUAAAGGAACAGCCCCUAGUCUUCAACUCAAAGGUGAAAUCAUCUGGAUAUACAAGCUCCCCAAGAAAACUUCUAUUUUCACCCAUAAUAUCAGCCGAGAAAGGUCAGUCCUCUAGGAAAACCAAAAAGAAGGGCUUACUCCUUAAAGAUUACCCAGAGGACAUUGCACCACCUACUGUUCUUCGUGCCCAUCUAAGUAUUACAAACAAGCCGGUCUAUUGCAUUCAGUAUUCAGGUGAUGGAAAGCAAAUCCUGUGUGGUCUUGGUGACAACUCAGUGUUGUUGUACAAGUCUUCCCUUACAGGCAAUCCAGCUGUCUAUACAGGACAUGACAAGCCAGUGAACAGUGUGAGCUGGAGCCUCAACAGACAGUCCUGGUUAAGUGCCUCACAUGAUCAGACAUUACGACUUUGGUCUCAAGACAUCCCAGAGCCUGUUGUUAUCAUGGGUAAAAAUAUGUUCUCUAAACAUAUCAAAGCUGCCCAGUUUUAUUACCUGGACAAGUUUUUGCUUGUAGCAUCUGGAGACUCCCUGCAGUUGUAUUUGUAUCAUGUGGAUGCCACACAUGAUGACAUCAAGAGGUAUCAGCAGCGAAGUUUCGUCAAAUUGUCAAGUUGCUUUUCAACAACCUCAGGAACACAUAUUACAGAUUUGUCUGCUAUCAACGAUUUCUUCUCCUACAUUGUUCUGGCAUGUGCUUCCAAUCGUUCCAUUCAAGUUUUUGACAUGAACAUAGGUAAAGUUGCUGCAGAGCUGCCUGAUGCUCACAGUAAAGCCAUCCACUGCAUCACACAAAACAAGGGCUCAAUGUUCAGCACACAGGCACCAGACUUGUAUAACCUCUUCCUCACCAGUGCAGUCACGGAUGGCGUGAAGCUGUGGGACCUCCGCACACUUCGAUGCGUACGGCGUUACGAGAACCAUGUCAACCGCUGCCAUUCGUGCUCAUCUGCCAUUUCACCGUGUGGUCGAUUCGUAGCGUGUGGCUCAGAAGACAAAUGUGCUUAUGUGUAUGACGUAAGAAGCAGCAGCUACCUUCACAAGCUCCAGAGACACUCUGAAACUGUGCUCAGUUUGGCCUUUAACCCUGCAACUCCACAGCUGCAAGAGCGCAGAGCAGUGACCGCUUACUGA
Messenger RNA from Nerophis lumbriciformis (worm pipefish), 2304 nucleotides. NCBI's taxonomy places the organism in Eukaryota, Metazoa, Chordata, Actinopteri, Syngnathiformes, Syngnathidae. The record is from RefSeq and is a predicted model, not a curated record.